AUGUCAUCUUCAUCGCCACCACCGCAACUCAACACUGGUGACCCCAAGAACAUAAGUUACGCAACCAUGAGCAGCAGCGACGACACCGUGAAAUCCAAAGGAUCGGUCCACGUCACGCGUCGUACGAAAAAAAGUCCGCACUACAGCACACGACACGAUUACGACAUGUCGUAUGACCACUCCAAACUGAAUAUUAAGGUACCGCAGUUUUCUUCGGAUGAUCCCGAAUUGUGGUUCGCAUUACUGGAAAGCCAGUUUAAUAUUUAUAAUGUCACAGAUGACUCAGCGAAAUUUUCGUGUGUUACGAACAACUUGGAUAUUUUACAUGCGAAAGCUGUUAAGGAUAUUAUUAUCAAUCCUCCAGCUGUGAACAAGUAUGAAAAGAUUAAAAGCGAACUAGUAAGGAGACUCUCCGCGUCACGUGAAUUGAAGGUCAAGCAGCUUCUUACCCAUGAAGUACUUGGAGACCGAAAACCGUCGGAAUUUCUCCGUCACCUUCUUGACCUUGCGGGACCUAAACCACCGGAAGAAUUUAUUCGCUCGAUUUGGACAAACCGUCUCCCAAGUAAUGUGCAGAGCAUUUUAGCUUCUCAGCCCUCGCACAGUUUGGAGCAGCUAGCAGACCUGGCUGAUAAAAUUCAAGAAAUAACCUUACCUGGUAAUGUGGCCUCCACAUCUUCUGUUCCUGCCGUAUCUGCCUCUUCGAGUGCUUCUUCUGAAAUUGCCGAGCUAAAGAAGAUGGUACAAAAUCUUACCUUGAAGUUAGAAGAACACUCUCGCACUGCAAACUGCAGAGCCUACCAGUCUCGUCCCAAGCAUCGGCGCAAUCCAGAUCAACGCCCGAGGUCAAGGUCAAAUUCCAGCUAUCGUCGACGUCCGUUGUGUUGGUACCACGCUAAAUUUAAUGAUCGCGCGAAAUACUGCAUACAGCCUUGCGAUUUCGGUAGUGCGGGAAACGCAAAGGGCAGUCGCUGA
Molecule: messenger RNA, 975 nt
Organism: Aricia agestis (brown argus)
Lineage: Eukaryota; Metazoa; Arthropoda; Insecta; Lepidoptera; Lycaenidae
Exons: 1
Coding region: 1-975 (324 amino acids)
Source: RefSeq, a predicted model, not a curated record